Messenger RNA from Larimichthys crocea (large yellow croaker), 13012 nucleotides. RefSeq names its product SET domain containing 1B, histone lysine methyltransferase a (gene setd1ba). The transcript is spliced from 19 exons. The record is from RefSeq and is a predicted model, not a curated record. Lineage: Eukaryota; Metazoa; Chordata; Actinopteri; Sciaenidae. Gene Ontology annotation, molecular function: protein binding; RNA binding; histone H3K4 methyltransferase activity. The coding region runs from base 5432 to 10813 and encodes 1793 amino acids. Gene Ontology annotation, cellular component: Set1C/COMPASS complex.
GCUGAACACGGCAGUGACAUCACAGAUUGGGCGUCAGGACGAACUAUUCUCUCUCCUCCCAGGGUGCAAUGUACUACUGCAAAAAAACAGGGUGCAAAAACUAUUGAAAUGAGCAAAAUAAAGUGACUGGUUUCUGGGCAGAUAACACUCGGAAGUACAGUAUGUUACCUUUAGUUUAAGGUGAGAACAUGUAUGUGCUGUUGGGAGGCUGUGGAGCUGGUUUAAGGCGUGAGGAACACAGUCUAUAGUGAAAAUAUGGUAAUGAUCAAGUGCACUGUAGUCUUACAAAUUCAGCCCAGUUGCCUUUGAGUUACUACAAGAUAGAAAAUGACCUAGAUGCUACAUGGACGUGACAGUAUGUAUGCAAUAAAAUGACAUUUGAACAUGUUUCAGGCGUGUCGAUGAUAGUAAUUACAGGAAUGUGAUCACAUUUGAGAUUACUCAGAUUAAUUCAGUGUCUGAUCUGGAACAUUUUCUCCUCUCAUGAGGCUGUCAAAGAAAGAAAAGUCAAAUCUAAAGGUUAAUUUUCAGUGUUUAGUGGUGGAUAGGAUUGGUUAAAAAAUGUGUCCAAGCUGUCCCUUUAAGAGGAUGAGCUGACACUGUCCUUUGCCUAUUUUAAGAAAACAUUUUGCCUGAAUACACACACAUUUACAACAUUAACUAAAUUACAGCUCAUAACAACUGCAAAUUGCUCCUUGAAGCCAUGCCCACCCUGCAUAAUGACUCAUGUUGUGUAUUUUAGUGUGAUAUGUGUCUAACAUGCAAACACUACUUUAAACAUGGGCCUGAAAAUCAUUUAAAGUCACAAAAAAAUUGCAAUGCAUACAUCCUGCUUCAGUUUCCACAAUGACAAAACAUAAAAAAUGAGUGUAUGAUCUAUUUAUUCAAACAUCUCAGAAGCACAGACAGGUGAUUACCAAGUAAAAGAGACUUAAUCACAAACCAUACUGCAAUAAUACAUGAGACAUGCAAAUAUUUAAGAGCUGGAAAGAAGAAGUCAAGUUUUAAAUAAAAUAAGUAGGCUACAGUACCACCAGUCCUUGAAUAGCAAGUGUAUCAAAGCGACAAGAUACCUGAUCUGAUUCACAAUGAUUCAGGGAACAAUCCGUCAGAAUAAAAGGCUGAACAAAAGAAGGAAGACAGACAGAGAGGAAGGACAUCUAGCAGUUUGCCUGGCUGCCUCAGAAAUAGCCAUACACCGUUCUCAUGUGCCCCAUAUGCUAUUAUAAUACAGUAUGAUGAAAAAUGCCUGCAAGGUAAUAAAAAAAAUUAAAUAAAGAGUGCUUGUUUGACUUACAGGGUGAAACUGGCAGCCUAAUAUACCCUAUAAAAGGAUAUUAAAUUGUCCUGUAGGUGUAGCUACAAAAUAUCCAUACGUGUACAGCACAUCAGUUCAUAAUGAACAAAAGAACAAUUGUCAAAAAUAGUUUUUUCGCCGAGCAGAUAGAGAGAGAGAGAGACAGCUGUCCAGCAGAAGAGAGAGGCCAAUCCUCUGUGUGGAAUAUUCCAGUCUGUCAGCGGCGAGCAAAGCUUGAAUGGUUGCAACCCACCGGGGAGCUUUUCUCUUUUUCUUUUUUUUUUUAUUAUUGCCAAAUGCCUAUAAAUAACCUCACUGACGGAUUACAUUAGAUAGAUUGAACGCAAGAAAUGUUUCACCUCUGUUGCACACAUAGAACCUUCUUCACAGUUGCACAGAGAGGAGGAGGAGGAGGAGGUGGUGGGUGGGGGUGGGUUGGUUGGUCGGUUGCAGCAGGGUUGCAAGAGAGAGGAAUGUGUUUACAGGCACAUGAUCUGCAAAUGGAGGAUCGUGCGCACUUGGAAAAACCGGAUCUAGGAGUGGAUAACAAGAAAAGCAGGCCUCUGACACGCCACACUGGCCUUAAACGCACGCAAAUAUAGACCCUCCUCUGUCUACUUUUAACUCCCUCCACCGAACAAAACAUAUAAUCGCGUUUCAUUUAUUUUAUCUGAUCUAAAGAAUUCAAAAAAAUAGAUACUAAUUGUGAUCCCGACAGUCUUUUGUUAGGAGAAAGAGAACAGCCGCGGAAGCCGCAUUGCACCCCGCGGUGUUAUUUUCACCCAGAUACAGAACAACAGGGCUUAAUGCGGAGGAUUCCUGAUGACCUUAUAUGGCAGUGUGGGGGGUACAAGCAGCACAGCGACACGUUGGAGCUGUCAUGGCAACCGUCCAAAGGCUCUCGGAUUACCGCCGUUGCCAAGGGCGAGUCAGCCCCAGCAACUGACUUGUACACGCAAACUUAGUAACGUUUCCGUCUUUUACGGGGCUUAUUUUCCUUUCAUAAUUAUUGGUACACAUAUUCCGAGUAAAAUCACCUCCCCCCGUGUGUCCGUCGGUGUAUAAAUACUUCCUGUUGAAUCAUCGAGAAACGUCCACGGAAAGAAAAAAAAAAAAAAACCUCCCUCGAGCGAGCGAGCGAGCCUCACCCAGUUAUGGCGCAGCAAGAUUUCACAGCACAGUGCUCUCCUUUGUCUGUAAAGAAGCCAUUUUGAGACAGGAGAACAGCAGAGAAACCAUUGAACAAGUGACAAGUGUAGCCUACAUAUCACCAAAAGGGUCUUUUUUUUGUUUUUGGGACUGAAAUAAGCUACAAGAUUUCUCCCCAUAAGAUUACUUUGCUUUCGUUUAAGACUUUGGAUUACAUGUUUUGAAUGCCAACUGUAAGUUUGCAAUAUCAAUCAAAUAAAAUAAAAAUAAAAUAGCCAGUUACAGUUUACAAAAGUCUGAUAACGUUUUAAACCACGGUUAUUGUUCAUAUUGUCUGUCCUCUAUUCUGCAAAUACUUACACGUAGAAAUAUAAAUAUAGAAGAUAAAGUGAAAUAGCUCAAAAAAAUCCAUUACCUUUUUCAAAAACAACAUUUCCUUGUUUUUUUUUUAUGUGAUGUAGCUCAGUUAGAAAAUGUCGAAAUGGAAGAGGUUAUACUUGACUGCAAUCCUGUCUUCAAGCAGAGAGAGAGAGAGGAGAUGGUUUGCAUAUUGCCCACACAGAUGAUGCUUGAAGAUGCAUAUGCGCUGGCUGAGAGGCAAUGCCUUACCACUGAUCAAAAAAAGUUUUCAAAAGAGCUCUUAUCUGUCGUGCUAAUGGAUUCCUUCCUUUUCAGGAGACGAUUUCCCACCCCUUAUUAAUGCCAUUAUUAGAGGAUCCGAAGAUGGAGCUGAAAAUAUUCCUCCUGCCCCUGCGUUUAGGCCUGUUAACUGCAUUUCACCAAAGUGCUGAGGUAAAUAUUUUCACCAUCAAGAGUUUUCCCUCCAUCUGUUUCCUCUUAAGUAUGAAAGUCUAGUUUUUUAACCGUUUUGAAACUGUAAAAAAAAAAAAAAAAGAAAGAAAGAAAGAUAAAGACUACCUGACUGGGCUUCUGUAGAAAUUUAAAUAUGCCCUUGAAGCAAGGUCAAGCCGACAGUUUACACUUUGGACGGCGUUUGGUUCUUUUUAAAUGGACAGCACAAACCUAAUGCGUGCUUGAAAGUUGUCUCCACAGUUGUAGGUAGGGUACAACACAAGCCAUCAGGGUGUUUAGCGUUGCUGUUGUGAGGAGGAGAGUGUUUAAAGUCAUUAAUCAGAGCAAAUGGGUUAUCAAUCAACAGUCAAAAUUACAGGCAGCACAUUAACUAUUUUGCAAAAAAAAAGAAAGGGAAAAAAAAGGCCAUUAGUUUCCCAUGGCCUGCUUUUUUUUGUCACUUGAGGAGCAGUGGUAUAUAACCUGUACUGUAGGCUGUAUAGCCUAUUUAUAUGUCAGCAUGCCAGUGAACAUAUAGAAUUAAAGUUGGCUAGUACAGAAAAUGUCUAUGUGAUAAAAAAUAAUGAUCAAUAGAUAAAACUGACAGAAAAACACUUUUAAUAACAGUAACUGCAUGCCUCACAUUUUUUUUACAUUUACUGAAUUACCAAAACUGUUAAAUUAUUAUAAAAGAGUUUAACUUACUCAUUGCUACUCAUAUCCUACAAGGCCAUAAAGUGCAAUGCCAACAAUCAGCCAUCACACUGACACUUUAACUGGGUUGUUUUUCUCUCCCUCUCUAAUUCAACAUCUCCAUACAGCUGUUUAUUCACAACAUUUUGGUUUUCUUUUCACUUAAGAAAUAUAAAUACUAUUAUAUGGGUGUGCCAUGACCUAGUUAAGACAAAGAUGGAUUCCAGGCAGAGGAAAAAAGGCUCAAAAUGCCAACAGAGUAUUACAUCCAGCACAUUCUCUUCCUUCUUCUCAAUCCUUUAAAAGGAGGAAUCAUAGUUUUAUCAUAGUCCGUGAGAGAUGAGGAAAUCAAGUGUAAGAUCCCUUUUGGAACAAAGGAAACCCAUAUAGGCCAUUGAGUCCUGUUUUUAAGGAAAAUGGCUGCCGAGAGCUCUCGGCCCCCUCUCUCUGCUCUCUGUUGAAGGACUCCUGAGCCGUGCUUCUAAUAGCAGACAGCUCCUGCUGCUGCUGCGCUCUGAUUGGCUCGCCGAGCUGCUGCUGUUAACCAGCCAAUUGCCCGAUCACUGCAAAAAAAAAAAAAAAACAACACACACACACACACCAGGGCAAUGUCAAACAAAAAUCCAGUUUGUUCGACGAGAUACACUUUACCGAAAACAAAAACAAAAAAAAGUGUGUAAAAGUAUUUAAAAAAAAAAAAAAAAAAAAAAAAAAAAGCUCCGGUUGUUUCAGUUGUUGUGAAGGAGCGAGUAUCCACGCACGCGGCACUAGUUUGUCUGGAUUAACCGACAAGAAGAGAACGACACCGGAACAAACCGCCGCAUUCCAACGGUUACAAACGUUAGCUCGAAUGCUAAAAUUCGACCGUUUGUUUUCACAUUAAAACACUCUCCCGCUCUUCACAUUAGCAGUCAACAGCAGAGCGGAGUCUCCAUUUUGUUGUUUGUUUCCUUUUUCAAAUACAGAUAAAAUAAAAAAAACAUAUUUGACCGCAGUUCUGUACAAAAAAAAAAAAAAAAAACCUGCGAGCGAGUCUAAUUUUUUUAUUUGCCUUUUUUUUUUUCCUUCAGCGGCAGUUAUUGAAGAUAUUGCCCCCCUGUGUCUAGCUUGUGUUUGGCCAUUUGGGUAAAUGCAAGCGGCAGAUUCCACACGAAAUAAUAUGGCGAUUUAGCGACAUAAACGCCAAAAAGCCGGCACGUAAUAACCUCCUACGUGUGUACGCGGGUUACUAUAUUUGUUUUCUGUAUAUAACGCGACGGUUUGAUUAAACGAGCGGUGGAAACAGACGUGAGCUCGUAGCGAAAGUGCAUCGGAGGUGGGCAAAGCCGAGCGGUGUAUUGUGGGAGAGACAGGAGCUACAGACCAGAGGCACACAAUAUGUGUUGGCUCUCGCUGAAAAGGAGGCAGUAUUCUUCAAGCUAAAUCAUGUAAUGUAAGCGGGCGAAAGGAAAAGGCGAUUUUUCAUCAAUUAAAAGAAAAAAUCACACGACGGGACGAACCAUGUCCAAGCCGGGCGAGAGAAACAGAUUGAACGAGGACCAUGGCAGAAAGCAGAGUUCAAGUUUGGCGAACGGCAUGGACAGUCAUCCCGUCUGCGGCUCGGCGGAGAAGCGGAGUCACCACUGGAGAAGUUACAAGUUGAUUAUCGACCCGGCGCUGAAGAAGGGAUCACACAAACUGUAUCGCUACGAUGGACAGACUUUCAACAUGCCCAACCCUGGGAUACCGCCGGUGGACAUCGUCCGAGACCCGAGGAUCGGUCGUCUGUGGACUAAAUACAAAGAGACGGACCUACCGGUGCCCAAAUUUAAGAUCGAUGAGUGUUACAUCGGCCCCGUGCCUCCAAAGGAGGUGACAUUCGCCAAGCUGAACGACAACAUCAGGGAAGGAUUUCUUACCGACAUGUGCAAAAAAUUCGGAGAAAUCGAGGAGGUGGAGAUCUUGUACAAUCCGAAGAACAAAAAGCACUUGGGGAUUGCCAAAGUUGUUUUUGAGAGCGUGAAAGCCGCCAAAGUGGCCGUGCAGUCGCUCCACGAGACGUCUGUUAUGGGAAACAUCAUCCACGUGGAGCUGGACCCGAAAGGUGAGAAUCGCCUCAGGUACUUCCAGCUCCUGAUGAAUGGCAGCUACACCCCGAAGACUCUGCCUGUCGGUGGAGAGGAGGCCAGGGAAGUUUCCCCUCGCAGCCUGGCAGAAGCCUUACUGGCCUGCGAGCCCAUCCGCAGGUUGUCGGAGAGCAGCGUGUCAGCUGUUGGAGGUACACUGCCGCCCAGCAGCUCCACCACUCCUCUGUCCCUUGAGACGGGUUACUCCAGCCUAAGGCAGGACACACCACAAUCCCAGGGAACCCCUCAUACCCCGCGGCAGACGGGUACGCCAUUCUCUCAAGACUCCAAUUUCUCUAGUCGGCAGUCAACGCCCGCGUACCAGUCGAGCCGGCCCGAGAGCUCCGGAAGUUACAAAUCUCGGAGGCACGAGAGUAAGUUCCAGGAUGCGUACAACCGCAGACCGGAGAGGCCUCAGUACCGCAGCAACAUGUACCGAAGCACGACGUCCGAACAAGCUCCCUUCAAACAGCACCAACUCACCCCACCCGAACCUCCGCCAUCCACCCCGUCUUUCACGUACACAGCGCCUCCCCCUGCUACGCCCAACUUCAAGUCGGCCUUCUCGCCCUACCAGGCUCCCCUGCCCCCUGCGUUCCCCCCGUCAGAGCCAGCUUUCCAUCACUCGACCCAAAGGGAGGGUGAGUACCUCCGACCGCCGCAGCCGCCUCUGGCAGCUGCCACUGACUUUUUACCCGUUAAGGACAGGCCAGAAACUCCUCCGAUCCCAGAGCCACCACCGGAGCCCGUGGCUCAUCCAACAACCCCUCCUCCACAAACGCCAGAGCACUGCCCUUCACCCGGCUCCCCCGCACUGGAUCCAGAGCGAAAUAGCCUGGAUUCCCGCAUCGAGAUGCUCCUCAAGGAGAAAAGGACAAAACUGCUGCCGUUCCUGGAGGAGCGAGACUCAGACACUGAAGUGCGAAUGGAGGGAAGUCCGAUUUCCUCUUCGUCCUCUCAGCUAUCCCCAAUCCCCCCUUACACAAGCGGCUCCCAAGGUGGCCAGCAAAAUUCCCGUCCUUCUAGCACAGGCUUGGAGGACAUCAGUCCGACCCCACUGCCAGACUCGGAAGAUGAAGAGCCAAUUCCCGGAACUGCCUCCUUGCUCAAGAGGAUCAGCUCUCCUGUUCAGGAGAAGAUGAGCAACAGUGACCUCAAAGACGGACAUUUUCGAGGCCACACUCCCACUGAUAAAAUGGACACGAGUCAUCAGUCGUCAGGAGAGGACAUGGAAAUCUCUGACGACGAGAUGCCGGGGACUCCGAUCACCGGUGGGGACUGUGGCAAAGGCAUUGUCAUGAAUUCCGCCGUGUCCCCGAUGCAGACCAUUUCCAUCCCUCCCCCCGGCUUCCCCCCUCUCCCACACCAGGCCGGCUUCGCGAUCCCACACCACCACCUGCCCCCUCACUCUGCCGUCCCGGGUCAUCACGCUCACCUGGCCGCUCAUCCCGGAGUGCCUCCGCAUCUGCUGCCACACAUGAGUCCCUUCACUCACAGCAUGAUGCCGCUGAUGCAAAUGGAGCUGAUGAACUGCUUACAGUGGGAGCAGUGGAGCACCGUCCCCAUGUCCUUCCAGAUGCAGCAGCAGAUGCUAAGUCGCAUAGCUCAGACCAGAGGGCCCUAUCCUUAUCCACAUUUUAUGGACAGUGGUGCGACCGGGCCUUUCGGGGGACCCUACGCGCCUCUGUCCAUGGGUGCAACGCCUGCUGGCGGCGCAGGAGCACCAGGACAACAGUGGCAGCCCAGUAUACCAAAGUUCAACCCUACUGUUCCUCCUCCUGGAUACGAGACUAAAAAGGAGGAUCCCCACAAGGCCACCGUUGACGGUGUGCUGCUGGUUAUCGUCAAAGAGCUGAAGGCCAUCAUGAAGAGGGACCUCAACCGCAAAAUGGUGGAGGUGGUGGCUUUUAGAGCCUUUGAUGAGUGGUGGGAUAAGAAGGAGCGCUCAGCAAAGGCGACUUUGACUCCAGUGAAGGGUACAGAGGGGAAGGAAGAAGAAAGACCCAAACCCAAAGAGACGAUGGGUUCAAGUCUGCUGGAGAACUGGAACAAGGGAGAGGGGCUGGGCUACGAGGGGAUGGGCCUGGGAAUCGGUUUGCGGGGAGCCAUCCGCCUCCCGUCCUUCAAGGUAAAAAGGAAGGACCCACCUGAGGCUGCAUCGGCAGGGGACAACAAACGUGCCCGACCUUCAACUCCGGUGGACGACGAGCUGGAGGAUGAAGACCGGGAUCGAGACCCGGCUGAGCUCCCUUCGGACGAUUCCAAAAUAGACGCAGACGGUACAUCAGCGAAGCGACGGCACUCACGGCCACAUGCACUGGACAGCGAAGGAGAGGAGGAGGAGGCGGACACCUCAGGGAAGGAGGAAGAGUCGUUGUCGGACAGAGAAGAAGAGCCUGAUGAAAUAGAGGUGACCGAUGGGCUGUCAGGCAAAGAGAGUGGCGACGAGGAGGGUGAUGAUGAAGACGAGGGAGACUCAUCCAGUGAGAGCGCCUCGUCGGAUUCCUCUGAUGACGAAGCCGAGAGUUCAGCUUCUUCGAAGGCCAGCUCCGACUCCUCAGGAGAAAGUUCCGAGUCCUCUGAGUACGAGCUAAGCUCGGAAGAGGAAGAGGAGGAGGAUGAAGAAGACGUGGUGGCAGGACAAGAUGUGGAGGACGAAGGCAAAGAGACCAAGACCUCCUCGUCUUCUUCGUCUUCUUCAAGUUCGUCUUCGGAUGAAGAGGAGAGGGAGGCAGAGACUAAAGCACUAAGCCCUCCUGCAAGGACAGUCCCAGAGGAUAAGGAGGACCACGGGAGCAGGGAGGAGAUCAGCAGCAAGCCCAAACGCAGACCUCCUAGUCCUAAGGAGGAGGUGGAGGACGUAAAGCCGCCGUCACCCAAAGGCAUCCCAGUCAAAGAGCCAGACGUCAGCGUGGAUGCCAAAAUUCUCAUCAUGAAGUCUGAACCCCAGGAUCCCGUAGCAAACCUUCGGCCACCCACCCCGACAGGCGCCCUGCCCGACAGCGACCAGGAGACAAAAGCCAAAGUAGAAGGUCGUUCCCUCCUUCAUCCACCCCCUGGUCCCCUGCCUGACCUCCCUCAGCGAUCCAGGCUCCCGACAGACGAGGAUAUCCCCCGCACGCCGGGCAGGGAUCUGAUGGGGCGUACCGGAAGUCUGGGUAAGUCCCAGAGCACGGACACGGUGCCCAUCACACCGGGUAGCGAUGCCCCACUGACGGGCAGCAGCCUGUUGCUUAGCUCCCCUCACAUCCCUGGCAGCCCCUUUUCCUACCCCGCACAGUCCCCUGUCCUUAGUGCUGGAGUCCCCCGUACUCCAGGAAGAGACUUAACCUUCACCCCUGUCUUCCCUGACACCACAGCACUAAUUCUUAAUAGGAAAAUAUCCUCUGAGAGCUUGGACGAUAGACCUGUUUUUAAGGAACCCCCCAUCAGUGCCCUACCAAACCAAGCCCUUUCAGCUGGAACAGAGCAUUCAGCCAGUGUGCCUGAAGAUCUGCCCGCUGGUCUCACUGUAGAUGUCCCUGUGCCAUCAGAUACUGCCCCAUCGAAGAGAAAACCCGGACGACCCAAAGGCAAAAAGACCCCAGCUGUCUCUGUAGGCGAUGAGUCUUUGGAGUUCUCAUCUGAGUCCACACUGCUGCCUCACAACGCACACCUCGCUGAUCUAUCCAUGCAAAGGCUGUCUGCCAAGUCCCCCAACCACCCAAGCCUGGACUUCCGGGAAAGAGAGCUGGAGCCUCAGACGGUCUUGCCAACAGACGACUGCUUCCUGCCCUACGAAGAAGAGGCGCCCGUGGCCGUGAAGCCUACACGGAGGCCGAGGCGAGGCUGGGAGGAGUUGCUGCUGGGCAGCCUGUCCCCGGUCACCUCGCCUCCACGGCCGUACUUCUCCCCGCGCACCGACUUUGAAGAGAUGACCAUCCUGUACGACAUCUGGAACGAAGGCAUCGACGAGGAGGACAUGCGUCUUCUGCAGAUCACCUAUGACAAGAUGCUCCAGCAGGACAACGGCAACGACUGGCUCAACGACACGCUCUGGGUCAACCAUCCUCCUACCAACAUUCCUGGCGUGAAGAAGAAGAGAAGGGACGACGGCAUGAGGGAUCACAUGACCGGCUGCGCCCGAAGCGAAGGAUACUACAAGAUCGACAAGAAGGACAAGAUCAAGUAUCUUCAGAGCACAAAACUGCAGUCAGAGGAGCCUCCGGUCGACACACAGGGUAUGAGUAUUCCUGCACAGGUCCACGCCUCUACCAGAGCUGGCUCGGAGCGGCGGUCGGAGCAGCGACGUUUACUGUCCUCGUUCGCAUGUGACAGUGACCUGCUGAAGUUCAACCAGCUGAAGUUCCGUAAGAAGAAGAUCAGAUUCUGCAAGUCACACAUCCACGACUGGGGUCUGUUUGCUCAGGAGCCCAUUGCUGCUGAUGAAAUGGUGAUCGAGUACGUGGGGCAGAACAUCAGACAGGUGAUUGCGGACAUGCGGGAGAAGCGCUACGAGGAGGAGGGCAUCGGUAGCAGCUACAUGUUCCGCGUCGACCACGACACAAUCAUAGACGCUACCAAGUGUGGCAACUUCGCCCGUUUCAUCAACCACAGCUGCAAUCCCAACUGUUAUGCGAAGGUCAUCACAGUGGAGUCUCAAAAGAAGAUCGUGAUCUACUCCAGACAGCCGAUUAACGUCAACGAGGAGAUCACGUACGACUACAAGUUCCCCAUCGAGGACGAGAAGAUCCCCUGUUUGUGUGGGGCAGAGAACUGUAGGGGAACGUUGAAUUAACGUCCAUUUGAGGUCAGUCCUCUCCAGGGUGUAGAAGUACUGUCCUCAAACUUCAUUCAAGUUUCUUGCCCCCCCCCCCCGGCCCCCAAGACAUGCACGUGUCGAGACCCCGGACGAGGAGGAACCGAAAAAGGAAACCCGCGUAGGUCGUCCGGAUAGGGUUCAGCUACCUGUACGGCGCUCUUCACAUAUUUAACUCUAGAUUGUUUACGAUUUAUGGUGCUCUUGAAAUGAAAAACGCAUAGUUUUUUAUGUCUGCUAGUGACCCAGAAUUUAUGAAACACUUGACUUGCUGGUGCAGCAUUUCCUCCGCGCCUCUCGAGGUCGGUCGGACAGUAUUUCAGCAUGGUUCCUUCCACAGUUUGACACUUUUUUUUUUUUUAAAUCUCCCUCCCCUUGUGUCAUUAGUCUCAUAAGCUUCACGUACACCACAACGUGGUACAAAAAGAGAAAAACAAACCCAACACAGACUCAACAUGUUCAGCUGCUUACUAACGCUGUUGAGAUGCACAAGCCCGCCAGGAAAACGCCUCUCUGUAGUGGGGAGGGGAACACGUGGUCGGCACACCUGAGCAAGACGGCAGACGACGCCUGUUUCGGAUGGCGGCGACGGCGGCGGCGGAGUUCGCUGCACGCCAUGGACUGCAAACCCUGCUUUCUCGCUCCUACCUCCUUGGAAAUAAAUCAAACUGAUCAAAAAAACAUUCAACAAAAAAAAAGUAAUCCUGCCACAAAAUCUGGAAUAUUUGGACGUCACACCUGCUCUCACCAGCCAACGACGGAUCAUGCUGCUUCCUCUUAGUUUAUGCAAAAAAAAAAAAGUUACAGAUGAUGUGCAAAAUUUGUAUUAAUGAUUUUUCCAGUGUUUUCCAGUUUUGUUUAGGUAGAUCUCCUCUGGCUUGAUCUUCAAGGAAAAAACAAAAGGACACUAUAUUUGUUUGUUUGUUUGUGUGUGUGAGUGUGUGAUGGAGAGAAUUAAUCAACAUAUCUAAGUGUAUGUAAAUGUGAGCGCACUGCCCCCUGCAGGCCACAGACCAAUCAUGCAGAGCAAGAAAAAUGAGUUCCUGAUUUACAUCCACCUGGCAGCGUUUUUAGGGGAAAAAGAAAAAAAAACAUGUUGUGCCAUAUGAAUGUGUAGCUGUCUUUGUUUAGCCCGAGCAGGCAGGUGACGGUUCGGGACGUCUGUGUUCACAUGCAUGUACAAAGAUGCUGCCUAUGUUUUGUUUUGUUUUCACCUCUGUUGGUGUUUUCAUGGUGAUGUGUCGUCUGUCUCCUCCUCAGCUGUAGCAGUUAUUACUCUAUUACCAGUGUUCAAUGUUUCCCACGAGACAAGAAGUGUUUCUACGACCUCCUCAUCCCGCGAGGGUCUUAUUAUGGAGAUGAAAAUUAUGAAUGCACUCGAGGUUUGCUCACGCCCUCUCUUAGCCAAUCAGUUGCCCCCUCCCUCCUUCCUUUGUCAAGACCAAGUCAGUCAUUGCUUUUCAUUCAGUCAGAUCGUUUUUUCUUUUUUCACCAGUGAUGUUUAUAUUGUAUAUGAUUACUUGUACAGAAGAUCUAAAGCUCUUUUUUUUUUUUUUUUUUUUUUUUUUUUUAAAUCUUCACAGGGGUAACACUUUUUAAAAAAACAUCUCGCUCUCUCUUUUUUUUUUUAAACGAAAGAUUGAAUAUUUAAAAAUAUUUUCAGGGAUCUGCAAAAGAAAUCUGAGGGUUUAAAAGGUUGUUUAUUUAAAAAAAAGAAAAAGAAAAAAAAAAAGGUCCACUGCGUAUAAGGAAAAAGUCUCCACCUCCCUUUUUGAAAGAUUGUUUCUUGUAGAAACGUCUUCAUUUUUCUGCCCAUUUUGCUUUGUAAUCCUAGAACGUGUAAAUACUGUAACUGUGAAUAACUAAAUAAAUAUAUAAAUAUAUAUAUAUUUUUGUUCCCUGGGAUUUGCUACACGAACACAGCUCAGAGUAUCUAUGUAACAUAUGAGGCGAGCGAUGAGCUGGUAGCAGGAAAUUCAGCUUGUGUCAAGCUUUGUUUUUUUAUUUUCUGUUGUAAAUUCUAUGAAAAGUUGUUUGCGGUGUGGAGAUAAUAAAAAAAAAAAGGUGCAGAAUCGGCAUGAGAAGAGGACGCAUCAGCCUGUUUCUCAUGUCUAUUUAUUACACGACAAAUGUAUGAAAAAGGAAAAAAAAUGGAAAUAAAGCAAUUUUGCAUACAUC